AAAAUUGUUUAAAGAGUGAAUUAAUAUUUUUUAAACGGAAUUCUUAAGGAUUUAUAAACUACUAACUAAACUAAAAAUCAAUAAUAGAGAACAAAGUGAAUGUGUCUUGUGAAAUAUCUGAUAACAAUAAUAAUUAGUGGUAUUUAAAAACGGUUCAGCUAUCAUUUAUUAUUUUGAAGAUAUAUACACAUAUAUUUUUCUAGUGUUAAGUCAGUGUCGACUGAGUUUCUUAUAAAGUUUAAUUAUUAACAUUAAAACUGAAGUGAAAAGUGAGCAAUUUGGUCUAUAUUGGAUUCAUACCAAACAUAAUUCUGUGCAUAACAUACUCCUGUCACCAAAUUUGGUGGACGUUCGGUCAUUGUUUGCUAUAACAUCAAAAUAUCUUUCGAAGAAGAUUGUAGGGCCGAUAGGCCCAUGGUGCAGAGAGGACCAUCUACAGAUGCUCCACUGGUUGCAUCUGGCCGUGAACCUAGAUUUGGUCUAGGCCAUUCUAGUUACCAAAGUGGAUAUAAUAAAUUAUUUACCCAGAGUUCCGCUGAUUCUAACUAUUCUCAACCCUCGUCCGAUCUGUCGCUUGACGAUGAAAAAGAAACACUUCGACGAGAAAGAGAAAGGCAUGCUCUAAGCCAAUUGGAAAAGGCGAGGGGUAAACCUGUAGCUUUUGCAGUACGGACGAAUGUUGCUUAUGAUGCUACAGUUGAUGAUGAUUCGCCAGUUCAAGGAAGUGCCGUGUCAUUUGAAAUAAGAGAAUUUCUUCACAUUAAAGAAAAGUAUGACAACAAUUGGUGGAUUGGAAGGUUGGUUAAAGAGGGUUGUGAUGUCGGGUUUAUUCCAAGUCCAGUUAAGUUGGAACAUAUUCGUAUACAGAACCAGACGAGGCCAUCCAGAUUGUAUGGUACUAAAGUCUCUUCAGCAAAUAACGUAGGAGCUGGGGAAGCAAUGCGUGGUAGUACUCCACCAACACCUGGUGAUGAAUCCGAUUCCUUAGGCGCGAGUCGCCAAGGAAAAACUCCAAUUACGAAUUCAUUAAAUAAAGACAAGCGUAAGCCAUUUUUCAAAAAGCAAGAUACUGCUUCUCCUUACGACGUAGUUCCAUCUAUGCGACCAGUUGUUUUGGUUGGCCCUAGCCUUAAGGGGUAUGAAGUCACAGAUAUGAUGCAAAAGGCUCUUUUUGACUUUUUAAAACACCGGUUUGAAGGAAGAAUUAUAAUUACACGAGUAAUGGCUGAUAUAUCUCUAGCAAAGAGAUCUAUUAUGAACAACCCUACAAAACGCGCUAUCAUGGAACGGUCCAGCAGUCGGUCAGACUGUCUCACUAAGGUUCAAGAAGAAAUUGAACGUAUAUUUGAACUAGCGAGAACCCUACAAUUGGUAGUUCUUGACUGCGACACAAUAAACCAUCCUUCACAACUUGCGAAAACUUCAUUGGCGCCUACUAUUGUAUAUCUAAAAAUAAGUAGCAGUAAGGUUCUACAAAGGUUGAUUAAAUCAAGGGGAAAAUCUCAAGCUAAAAAUCUUUCAGUUCAAAUGGUUGCUGCUGAAAAACUAGCGCAGUGUCCCUCAGAGAUGUUUGAUGUGAUACUUGACGAAAAUCAACUGGAGGAUGCAUGUGAGCAUAUUGCUGAAUACCUAGAGAUGAACAUGGAUGCAGACAUGCCACUCGCUCCGAUGCCAACCAUUCGCUCGACUGUCCACGUGCCACGCCAAGUGGCAGCUCCAGUUGCGGCGGCCCCAGUUGCGGCUGGCCCAGUCGCAGCUCCCCGAACCACCACAUCAACGGCUCCUCGUAGUGGAACGCGAGCACUGCCAUCAACGCCCAUAUCAGCAGCAGAGCCGCAACGCAUCCGGUGCCCAAUAUGUCAUCGACCGCACCGGUUGAUGCACUGCGCCAUUUUUAAAGGUUUGCCACCACAACAAAGGCUGCGCGUCGUCCAGGCACACGGCCACUGCCUCAAUUGUCUGCCACCUACCCACACUACCCAGGAGUGUACCUCGGGAAACGUGUGCCAGAUAUGUAUGUGGCCUCACCACACCAUGCUGCACCGAACCACCAGACCCGACAUCGGUCAACAAUCUGGUAGCCACCACCGUGGUGCAGUACGAAAACCGCCAAUAAGCCGGAAUGAACGAUCGCGUCGACAGCCAACCACAUCAUCCACCCGGCGGCAACAGAAUGGGACGUCGACCCGACGCCAGCAACAAACGCCCCGUCCGCGCCGCACCUCAGGCCUAAGCAACGUUGUAGCCACGCUCCAGCAGUUGCAACGACUUCUAGGUUGAAAUAUUCGCCUAGGGGGGCCGGGAUGGCUAAAUGAGCUUCAGUCCCCUGCCCCACCUGACACAUAACCAACACCGAACACCUAACCACAACAAUAAUCCAGAACACUCUACACUCACCGCAUCAAAAUAUAUGUACGUCACUAGCACUCUUCAUUCACCACACUCAUCUCUACACCACCUACAAUCCACAUCACACAUAACUACUUUGCCACUGCAUUUUUCACCUCAACCAAAAGGGAACAAAAGG
Bactrocera tryoni is the source of this 2527-nucleotide messenger RNA. It is a transcript of the gene Ca-beta, whose product is annotated as voltage-dependent L-type calcium channel subunit beta-2. Lineage: Eukaryota; Metazoa; Arthropoda; Insecta; Diptera; Tephritidae. Gene Ontology annotation, cellular component: voltage-gated calcium channel complex. The record is from RefSeq and is a predicted model, not a curated record. Gene Ontology annotation, biological process: regulation of voltage-gated calcium channel activity; neuromuscular junction development; chemical synaptic transmission. The coding region runs from base 415 to 2280 and encodes 621 amino acids. Gene Ontology annotation, molecular function: high voltage-gated calcium channel activity; protein binding. The transcript has 8 exons.